This is a messenger RNA of Rubroshorea leprosula, 806 nucleotides long. Lineage: Eukaryota; Viridiplantae; Streptophyta; Magnoliopsida; Malvales; Dipterocarpaceae. The record is from the annotation of a GenBank genome assembly.
AUUCAGUUCAUAAAUUAGCAUUUAGCAUCUCUUCUAGUAUUUCCAGACGCUUCUCCUUCUUCCUCCAAACAGUCCGCCAUGGCAGAAAAUCAAAAACCAAAUGCUCCUCAGACCACGCCCACUUCUUCUUCUUCAUCUUCCAAAUUAACUUCAGAAAUCAGGAACGGCAACCACGCCGGCGCCGGCUUCCCGGUGCAAGAAAAGAUCCACUUCCCAAAUCCGCCCGACCCCACGAACCCGGAUCCGGCUACACUCAGGGAUCAAUGGAGAUAUGCCAUUAGGCAGUAUAGUCGAUGGUACUCUCACGCAUGGGGCACCGCGAUUCUUGCUGGGCUUUCAUUUUUCGCCCUUGGUUGGAUCAUCAAGGGCUCCAAUCCUCUUCCCUCUUUCAAGUCGGAUUCAUCUCCGUCUGACGAUGAUGCGAAGCGACGAGGUUCUUGAUUUAUGAAUGAGGCCAAGUUUGUAGAAUCCCAGUCCACUAGAGCAGGCAGGUAAGGAGACUCGUCCACUGUUCCAACAACUGAACUAUCGACAGUCAAGAGAUGAUGAUCUGUACAGUGCCCCAAUAAUAUUACAUCAGAGUGUGUUCUUAGGUUUUGAAAUUAUAAUGGAAAGGCUGUUUCUUUGCAACUUUGUGUCUUGUAAAUGAAUUCUUGAUCAAAGUAAGUUUUCAUUGAAGACAUCCCCUCUUGCAGUUGAAGAAGACCUUUGGUCUAUAAAAUUUGAUCAAUGUUGAGAUUGGGAUCUUUUCACCUUUACUCAACCAUAUUGUAAUCUUCUGGUGAUAAUAGACAUAAUUUUCAUUU